Quercus lobata is the source of this 1431-nucleotide messenger RNA. RefSeq lists its product as uncharacterized. The coding region runs from base 343 to 1095 and encodes 250 amino acids. The transcript has a single exon. Lineage: Eukaryota; Viridiplantae; Streptophyta; Magnoliopsida; Fagales; Fagaceae. Gene Ontology annotation, molecular function: double-stranded DNA binding. The record is from RefSeq and is a predicted model, not a curated record. Gene Ontology annotation, biological process: regulation of DNA-templated transcription.
AUCAGAGCCCCCCAGAAAUUAUACACUGCUAAAACCCUCCCAUUGUUAACAUUAAGAUACAUUUCAAGCACUUCAAAUCGACACUCAUUCACAGUCUCAUACCUCAUAAACACAUGGGUUCUCACGGGAGGGUGCUAUAUCAGCCACCAAACGUGUUAACUUUGAAACCCCAGAUAAAGCAGACUUGGUCAUAGCUUUUUCAAGAACCAUGGUUUCUCACAAACCCAAAUCUCAAGCAUCAUCAGAAGAUACCCUCCACUGCUGCUAUCAAAUCCUCAAAAGACCCUUUUGCCCAAAUUGGAGUUUUUCCAAUCCAAAGGCUUUACAAGCUCCGACAUUGUUAUGAUCUUAACUAGAAAUCCACACUUAUUGAAACGAAGCUUGAAAAACCAAAUAAUCCCUUCUUUUGACUUCUUUAAGAAUUUGCUUGGAACUGAUGAAAAAACUGUUAUUGCUGUUAGACGUUUCUCGGCCAUUCUUGUUGAUAAAGACACUCAUGUAGUUCCUAAUGUCAAUCUUCUGAGAGAAAAUGGAGUUCAUGAAUCAGGUAUAUGUACCCUAAUUAAAAAUUGGCCGAGAGUUAUUACGACAGAUCAAGUUCGAUUCAAAGAGAUUGUAGAGGAAGUCAAGGAAAUGGGAAUCAAUCCUCUGAGGGUAAUUUUUGUUCAGGCUGUUUUAGCAAUUAGGGGAAUGAAUAAAUCCACAUGGGAGAGGAAGGUCAACGCUUAUAAGAGAUGGGGUUUGUCUGAGGAUGAGAUUCUUGUAGCUUUUGCAAAGAACCCAUGCUGUUUCAGGGCGUCUGAGGAUAAGAUUAUGAUGGUGAUGGAUUUUUUGAUCAACAAGAUGGGUUUGGAGGCUUCCCUUAUUGUCAAACGCCCUACACUUAUUAGUUUGAGCUUGGAGAAGCGACUUAUUCCAAGGGCUUUGGCGAUUCAAUUUUUGCGGUCUAAAGGUUUGGUUAAGAAGAAUUUUUACUUGCCUACGGCAUUUGAGUAUGUGGAGGAGUUGUUUUUGCAGAGGUUUGUGUUGCCUAAUAAGGAGGAAGCUUCUGAGUUGUUGCAACUAUACAAGGAAAAAAUGGAUUUUCCAGAAUGACUAGUGAACAUAUGAUGAUAAAAAUGAGCCAACGAAUGAGAUGAAGCAGUUGUGGAGUGCUCAUAUUGUGUGUAAUGUUUCACUUGAUCCAAUUACACUCUUUGGUAUUGAAACUUUCUCCAAAUCUGAUCCAAGAUUGGAACUGGUUCAAAUUCCAAACUGUUGGUAAAGGCCUAGUGCUUGUUUCACUGAGCUUGGAGAAGUGAAUCAUCAGAAGGUUUGGUUAGGCUGAAUGUUUUUUUUUUUUUUUCCUUAUUUGUUGAGCUAGUUAUCUUUUUGAGGAUCAAAAUUUAUAAGAGGGAGAGAUUAGUAGAUGCAGCAGCUAUUGUAAAAUGU